This is a messenger RNA of Closterium sp. NIES-65, 906 nucleotides long. The record is from the annotation of a GenBank genome assembly. Lineage: Eukaryota; Viridiplantae; Streptophyta; Zygnematophyceae; Desmidiales; Closteriaceae.
AUGCUCCUAUGCGUGCUGUUACCACUCGCCGUGUUCGCGACGAAGCCCAACGUCAUACCGGGCGGCGUGCAGCAGAUCGCCGACUUCGCGAACCGGGAGGACCUGCAGGCGUUGGCGGCGUUCGCCGUGGAGCAGCACAACGAGAAGGAGGGCGCGGACCUGCACCUGGUGCGCGUGGAGAGCGCGCAGCAGCAGGUGGUGGCGGGCAUCCUCUUCCACCUCACGCUGCUCGCCACGUCGCCCUCCUCGCGCCGCACGGCGCAGUACAAGGCGACGGUGUGGGAGCGCGCGUGGCAGAAGUUCAAGGCUCUGCAGGCCUUCGCUCCCGUGCCUGACACCGACCGCGCCGCUACUCCUGCCGAACUGCACGCCGCUGGUGGUAGUGCCGCUGCUGCUGCUGCUGCUGCUGAAACGGCUGCUGGGACUGCUGGUGGGAUGGCUGGUGGUGGUGAUGAUGAUAGUGGUGGCGCUGCUGCUGGUGGUGAGGGGGGAUGUGGCAACGUGGCGAGGGACGCGGGUGAGGAGGGAGCGGCGGGCGAGGCACAGGGCACAUGCAGCAACAGAGAUGGGGAAGCGCAUUCAUCACCCGCGGUGCUGGAGGCAGCAGAGCGGGCGGUGGCAGCGCUGCAGCAGCGCUCCAACUCGCUCUUCCCAUACCGCCUCAAGGAGGUCGUCGCUGCCCUCGCCACGCCGGCAGCAGCAUCAUCAGCAGAGCAGGGCACGACGAUGUUCCACCUGACCCUGCGCCUGCAGCGCGAGGCGCCGGGCCAGACCCAGGAGCAGCAGCAGCAGCAGCAGCAGCAGCAGCAGGUGGUGGGGGCGCUGGCGGACGAGCUGUAUGAGGUGGAGGUGUUGCACUCGCCCAAUGGCCAGUGGUCCCUGCGCAAGGCCGUUGCCCUGCAGUGA